UUGAUCGAUGACAAUAGCCAUGAAUUCAUAUUGUUCAAUAUUUUUUUUUUUUUUUCAUUUCGCUAGUGAUGGUGAUGAUGGCAGAUGUCCUGACUGCAAAUUGUUGAAAUCUGGUCGUAAUAGAGUCAUCAUCAUCAAUAUAUCCCCCGUUAGCCCCACCAAACGCCGAAAAUUCGCCGAAUCGUGACGGUUCAUGGCAGAAAUUCAUUCUUGAAAUAAAUCCAACCAAAAACCAAUCACGUUAUAUGACCGAAACUUCAUGAAACGAUCAUUUCGGGUACAGUGGCAUAUAAUCAACACCAUUUCCAGUAUUUAAUUCGGAACGAUGAUAAUAUUGUGAGUUGGGCGACACGCCUUUUUGUCAUCAUCAUCAUUAAGUGUGAAGAAUUUUCUUCAUGAAGCCAUACACUCACUGUAUGUUGUUCAUGUAUUCCAACAUGGAGCCCAUUUCAUAGUAACAUUUUUAUUAAAGAAAUAUAUCUGGUCACAUAGUUUUUGAAUCAUGGAUAUUCCAUAAGCUCCACCUUCGCCAAAAUAGAUCUAACCAAUCAGAUGAAUUGAAGGGGGUGUUAAUUGUCGUUAUAGGCCUAUCGUAUAACAAUGAUUCAAUGUUCGAUCUACGUGAAUAUGGUGAAUCCAGGAGUAAUGCCAGUUAUUCAGCGGCGGAAUCCAUUUCAGAAUUGGUGAUAAACCGAAAAAGGACUUUUUCCACACACAUAGUCAUCUCACGGUCAUUUGAUCAUUUUGGUUGUUAUCGUUAUUAGACAUAGAUAUGCCUCAUACAGGUAUAAUUAUUGAUGAUUGAAAUUUUAUUGAAAAAUAACCUUAAAGAAAUCAAACGUUUUAAUUAUCUCAUUUAUCAUGAUAAAAGGUCAAGCUGGCAUAAAUCAAUUGGGCGGCGUGUUUGUCAAUGGACGUCCAUUACCGUUACAUGUUCGUCAUCGUAUCAUUGAAUUGGCAUUGCUUGGCGUAAGGCCAUGUGAUAUAUCAAGGCAAUUACUGGUUUCACAUGGUUGUGUUUCGAAAAUAUUGACUCGUUUCUAUGAAACUGGAUCGAUAAAACCGGGAACCAAUCAUUUGAGAGGUGGCAAAAAUAAUCGUUCAGCAAAUAACAAUGGAACCAGUUCCAAUUCCAAUUCAACGCCAAACAUUGUUAAACGAAUACUUCGUUUACGACAUGAAAAUCCGGCAUUAUUUGCUUGGGAAAUACGAGAAUUACUUCGAAAAGAAUUAAAUCAAACGGAAAAUAAUGACAAUAAUAAUGUCGAUGUAACUGAUGCAUCAAUCAUUCAAUCAACAACCAGUAGUAAUCGGAGUUCGUAUCUCUCAUCAUUACCAGGUACAUCAUCGAUGCAUCAUCAUCAACAACAGCCAUCAUCAUCAUCGUCGAUAAUUCGUUCAAAUGUCCAGCCAGUGACAAACUUUGGCCAUCAAGAAAUAAUGGGCCCAUCAUCGUCGGCUUCCACAUUAUCAUCGACAAAUGUCAGUCUGAAUGUCAUAAAUUCAUCCACAAUUGUGCAAUCAUUAUAUCAAUCAACAUCUAGUCAUUGGAACACGAUUAUUGCUCAUUAUCAACAACAACAACAACAACAACAACAACAGCACCAGCAAUAUCCAGAACCAAUCUACAAAGGUAAGUCAAAUAUAGACAUUGGAAUAGAAUUUCAAAUCUUCACAUUCAAACAAUUAUUAGAGCAAGCGAUUCAACAACGCGAACAGCCGAAUCGAUCAAAACGUAAAUUUAAAACAUAUCUUAUUGAUGAAAUACUAAAAAAUGAUGAUGAUAAUAAUACGGAAACGGGAAUGGUUGAUGAUAAUGAUGACGAUAACAAUAAUAAUAAUAAUCGAAUAGAGUCGUGUACAAUCGAUCCAUCGAUUGUGACGGAACGAAAUAAUUCAAACAGUUUAUCACCAUUAAUUAGUGAUCAAAUUAUCAGGAAACCAUCAUCAUCAUCA
This is a messenger RNA of Dermatophagoides farinae (American house dust mite), 1956 nucleotides long. Lineage: Eukaryota; Metazoa; Arthropoda; Arachnida; Sarcoptiformes; Pyroglyphidae. The record is from RefSeq and is a predicted model, not a curated record.